Messenger RNA from Polypterus senegalus (gray bichir), 1864 nucleotides. It is a transcript of the gene elk3, whose product is annotated as ETS transcription factor ELK3. Gene Ontology annotation, biological process: cell differentiation; regulation of transcription by RNA polymerase II. The record is from RefSeq and is a predicted model, not a curated record. The coding region runs from base 330 to 1562 and encodes 410 amino acids. Gene Ontology annotation, cellular component: nucleus. Gene Ontology annotation, molecular function: sequence-specific DNA binding; DNA-binding transcription factor activity, RNA polymerase II-specific. The transcript has 5 exons. NCBI's taxonomy places the organism in Eukaryota, Metazoa, Chordata, Cladistia, Polypteriformes, Polypteridae.
GAGCUCUACGAUAUGAGUCUACCCGUGUGGUGUUAUAAUAGAGCAAUGUUGGACACUGGUGGGCAGAAGGGAGGAAAACGCUGUUUACACAGACUGCAAAGCGCCUGGGGAAUAAUGUAGGAAAGGAAGUGAGCCGGCUCUCUGUCUGACUGCUCCAACUUCCUGCUCUCUCUAGCUCACUAGCACUCACACACUCUCACUCAGAAAUCAGGAUCUCAUUACAGAGAAGCUGAGCAGUUGAGGCGGCAGGCAGCAUGGAAAACAAGGGGAAUUUACUAUUUUCGUUGUAAAAACCUUAAAGAAGGGAACAAAACAUCACAGGUCUGGUUAUGGAGAGUGCUAUCACACUGUGGCAAUUCCUGCUUCAGUUACUGUUGGACCAGAAGCAUGAAAACUUGAUCUGCUGGACAUCCAAUGAUGGGGAGUUCAAGCUGCUGAAGGCGGAGGAGGUAGCCAAGCUCUGGGGGCUUCGGAAAAACAAAACUAACAUGAACUAUGAUAAGCUGAGCAGAGCUCUCAGAUACUACUAUGAUAAGAACAUUAUCAAAAAGGUGAUUGGGCAAAAGUUUGUGUACAAGUUUGUGUCUUUCCCAGAGAUUUUAAAAAUGGACCCUCACACAGUGGAGCUGGGCCGAGACAGCUUGCUGCUGCAGGACAGCGAGACCUUGAAUCUUGAGACUAAAGAACAACAGAAGCAUGCCCUUUCUGCCCUGAGGCAUGCUGGUCGCAAUGACUAUAUUCACUCAGGCCUCUAUUCCUCGUUUACCAUCAGCUCUCUUCAGAAUCAGGGAGAGGUGUUCAAAUCAAUAAAAGUGGAAAAACCAGAUGAGAAACUGGAAGGUGCCCAGCCAGCAGACGAGGCGAGGACUGUAAUCCGCUUUGUUACAAACAAAUCGGAGAAACACGUGCCUCUGAUGACACCGUCUAUGCCAUCCUCCCCUUGUUCAUCUGCUGAGGCCCUUGAGUCGACUGCCUUUUUGACGUCCUCCAUCUCUGCAAAAUCGCCGUCCACAGUGAUGUCAGGUCACACCUCCAAAUUCUCCCCAUCCGUUUCUCCCAGUUCUCCUCUCCUGUCAGGAAGCAGGAGUCCUGAUCCGGAGACAGAUGACUUGGAACAGUGUUCACAACCUCUGAACCUUUCUGCCAGCCACAAGGCCAGAUCCCCCCACCUGUCUGAAAAGAGGAACAGCAACACCCUUCCUCCAAAGGCCAAGAAGCCCAAAGGACUGGAGAUUUCCGCCCCUUCUUUACUCCUCUCAGGCACUGAUAUCGGUUCCAUUGCCCUCAAUAGCCCCGCACUUCCCUCAGGGUCUUUGACGCCAGCCUUUUUCACUGCACAAACGCCUUCAGGACUGUUGUUAACUCCCAGCCCGUUGCUGUCUAGCAUUCACUUCUGGAGCAGUUUGAGUCCAGUGGCUCCUCUUAGUCCUGCCAGGCUGCAGGGACCAAACUCUUUAUUUCAGUUUCCUACAUUAUUAAAUGGCCAUAUACCAAUGCCCAUUCCAAAUCUGGAUGGAUCAUCUUCCCCGAUGCUACUUCCUGCAAGCGGCCAGAAGUCCUGAUUGCCGAGUGAAGGGGGUGUCACUUCUCUAGAUGUGAAGUUCAAAUCAGCGUUUGGUUUUGCACAUUAACUGAAUUGAAGAAUCUGUUAUUGUGUAAAGAGCUAGUAAUCUUUGCUAACCCGCCUUGGGGCCUCUUGUGUCAUGAGCUGGUUUCCUUAGGAAGCUGUGAAUUGGAUUCUUUUGUGUGUCUGUGUUACUUUGUAUUGUAUACACUUGUGCUUAAAUGUUACCACCGGCUGUGCCUUCAUGUAUAAAAUUUUAUGUACUAUGUAAAUGUAUUUUCCAGCUUUAAAAAAAAAAAA